This is a messenger RNA of Nanorana parkeri, 6301 nucleotides long. It is a transcript of the gene RLF, whose product is annotated as rearranged L-myc fusion. Bases 152 to 5311 code for a protein of 1719 amino acids. Gene Ontology annotation, molecular function: DNA-binding transcription factor activity, RNA polymerase II-specific; DNA binding. The record is from RefSeq and is a predicted model, not a curated record. Gene Ontology annotation, cellular component: nucleus. Lineage: Eukaryota; Metazoa; Chordata; Amphibia; Anura; Dicroglossidae. Gene Ontology annotation, biological process: regulation of transcription by RNA polymerase II. The transcript is spliced from 8 exons.
CCGAAGGUAGGCGGGUCCACGAUACGUCGCGCUAAGGGGGCGGCUUCUACGCCGGUCUCCCUGGUGAUGACGUCGCCCAACCGACGCCGAAUCACGUGACACAGAGUGAGUGUGCGAGAGUGUUGCCUACGCGCGGCAAAGGCGAGAGAAGAUGGCGGACGGGAAGGGAGAGUCCCGAGCGGGGCUGGCCAACGGGGGCAUGCUGUCUCCGGCUCCGUCGGCCCCACAGGCCUGCCGCCUAUGGGAUACUCUCCGAACGCUGGAGGACGGGCUGAGGGCGGACGAGGUGUCCGUGUUUACCUCCUCCGCUUACUGCAGACGUUUCUGUGAGGUGUUACUACAGCACACUCAAGAUAACACAGCAACGGAAGGCCUCAUGCUUUGUGCAGAUGUAUAUGAAACGGCUCUGAGAAGCUUUGCAAAUGCAAGACUUUACCUUACCACUGAGUGUGAAGAUGUUUUAUUACUUCUUGAAAGGCUUGUAUUGAGUUGCUUUGAAGUAGUACUUUCAAUGUCUGAGGAUGAUCUUUCAAGUGAUCUGGGGGAGCGGAUGAAAAAAUCGAUAAUUGACUCCCAUGAGAUAUUGUCUGAGUUUGGAAACAAACAUUUGGAAAUGUUGGUAGAUAACAUAAAUUAUGGCGGCGCAUGGAAGAAUCCUGUACUUGUCAAAAUCUUGUCUCGGCACUCUGUUGAUCCAGAAGAAGUUAACAAGUGGAUGUGUCAAGAAGGCCUCAGCUUUCUGCAGUUGCGCAUCAAGCAUUUAAUGAAGACAAAUUGUAUCCAGCAAGCAAUGCUGCUGUCAAAAAUAUGUUCCAAUUCUGAGGAGACUUCCAGUGACUUUUUUUUCCGCCAGUCAUUUCUUACAUGCUUGUGCACAAUGUUACCAGAUGAUGAAGCUUUUAAAGAGAUUUCUAAGAUGUCUGGACAAGAUAUAUUGGAUACUAUUUGUAAUCUGGAAUCUGAAGGACAGAUUAACACUGCGUUUAUUCUGUGUACUACAUACCUUACUCAGCAGCUGCAGAACGAAGAUACCUCCUGCUCCUGGGAGCUGACUUUGUUUUGGAGUAAGCUUCAGCGAAGAAUCGAUUCCUGUGUAAAUACUUUUCUUGAAAGAUGUAGGCAGUUUGGUGUGAUUGCUAAAACAUGUCAGCAUCUCUUCUUCCUUAUUAAAGUUGUACAUACAGAGGCUGGAGAUGAAGGUGUUCCAGUUUCAGUUAUGCUUUGCAUUCGGGCACUUCAGAUAUCAUCAAGUGAAACUGAUGCAACUAAGACUUCAGUUUGCAAAACAAUAGCUUGUCUCUUACCACAAGACUUGGAGGUCAGACGAGCCUGCCAGCUCACAGAAUUCUUGUUUGAGCCAACAUCUGAAGGACUGAAUAUAUUAGAGGAGCUCUAUCUUCAGCCUGAUCAAAAGAAUGUUGAGGAAUCUAGUGUUAUUUCAAACUCUCUACGCUGUGAACUACUGCUAGCCUUGAAAAGUCAUUGGUUGUUUGAUCCCGAAUUCUGGGAUUGGAAGACAAUAAAACGACACUGCCUUAAACUUCUUGGGAAAGAUGUUUCUGAUACAGAGGAGGAGAGCUAUGUUGAACCUUCAAUCAAUGAACCUGAUUUUUUGGAUGCUUUGGCUGGCUAUGAUGAUCACAAUGCACAGGGGGAAGAAAGUCAAGAGUAUACUUCCUACGAAAAUGAAAAUGUUAAAGUGAAAAAACCUGUUGGGUCUUCUGAAAGAUACAAGCGGUGGCUGCAGUAUAAAUUUUACUGUGUAAUUUGUGACCGAGAAGUAAUUGAGGCAAGAAUACUCCAUCAUGCUAAAAUGCAUCUCGAAGAUGGCAUUUAUACAUGUCCUGUGUGCGUGAAAAAGUUCAGAAAGAAAGAAGUGUUUGUUCCUCAUGUAAUGGAUCAUAUGAAAAUGCCAAUGAGACAUCGACCGAGAAAGAAAAAUGAAAUUCCGAAACAGGCAACUGUUGAGAUUCCUGAGCCUGAGGCUGACCCCGAUGGUUACAUCUCAUUCAGGGCACUAAGAGACAAAAAUCUACAAGAUAGAGAUGUCUAUCCAUGUCCUGGAACUGACUGCUCGAGAGUCUUUAAGCAGUUUAAAUAUUUAAGUAUACAUCUGAAAGCAGAACACCAAAAUAAUGACGAAAAUGCAAAACAUUACUUGGACUUGAAAAAUAUGAGGGAAAAAUGUGCUUAUUGUCGUCGACAUUUCAUCACAAAUUUUCACUUAAGACAGCACAUGAGAAUUCACAUUGGUUCUCAUCCGUUUAUGUGUGUUUCUAUAGACUGCAAUGAAAGGUUUAAAACUGUAAAUGAACUGCUUCACCACAAACACACACACUUGGACCUUCAAUACAAGUGUGAAUUGGAAGGGUGCCACUUGGUGUUCAGUGACUUGGGACUACUGUACCACCACGAAGCUCAGCAUUUUCGAGAUGCCGCAUACACAUGCACUUUUCCACGGUGCAAAAAGUUUUAUUAUUGUAAGUCUGACCUACAGGAUCACAUUACCAUCCAUUUAGCACAUUCUGAGAACAGCUUUGGCAAUGGGAUGGAGUUAUUCAACAACCUAAAAAAUGAGGUGGGGGUUCCAGAUAAUUCAUUUAAUUACAUGCCUGCACUUAUGGAAAAAAACAUAUUGUCUUGUAAGGAAAUAGAGCCUGUAUCUGAAAAUGUGGAUGAGCAAAAGUUCGAAGUCAAAACCGAACCCUGCUUGCAUCAUGGAAUGGGUCCAGACUGCACAUUAACAAAUGAAUUAAAAGGUCAAACUGAUACUGAAAAACUUGACACGUGCACUUGUGAAAUGAGUGAUUCAGCCAAUGCCCUCAAACAGGAAUGCCUAUAUAGUUCAUUUGUUGAAGAACUGCCUGAAAAGCCACAUGAAACUGAAAGUUUAUGUAGUGUUACAAAGCCAAAUGAAGUUCACAUAAAACUUGAAGAAGAGGAGAUUCCUACUUCUGAAGGCUUUACAACGUCUGCCAGUUCAGAGGACAUAAUGUUUGAACUUCUUACUAGUUUAAAACAGCUCAAUUUAAAAAAUGUGGAUACGUGUGUUCAGGAAACUGUAGCGGAUUCCUCUAAUAGUUCUACAAUAACACAAAAGAGAAGCACCAAGAAGCAAGAAAAGUUUCUCAACCAGUAUCUUUCUCAAUUGUCCUCCAAACCAUUUUUGUGCGAGUUUAAGGGCUGCAAGUCUGCUUUUGUUACAAAAGCUGCCCUUUUAUUGCAUUAUUGUAAAAAGCAUGAAUAUACAAAAGAAAAGGCUCUUAAGCUGAGCAUUUUCCAAAGAAGAUAUUCACCUUUUGAGUGCCACAUCUGCCAAAGACGGUUUACAAGGCGAACUUUACUUCGCAUUCAUUAUCGGAAUGAUCACCAUGUAAUGAAGGAAAAGGCAAGGACAAAUGCUAAGAAAUUUGAUAAAAAAAUGAAGCCACGCAUUAUGCAUCAAAAGCGCAAAGGCUGCUGGGAGAAGCUUCUUACAAAUGAGAGCAGCAGCCAAAGUAAUGACAGAACAUCUCCACUCCAAGAGGGUUUUAAUUCCGAGACAUAUGCAGAUUCGUUGUCAGAUGAGACUGAUGGCAGUAAUACUCUUGGCGGUUUUAGACCUGAUGAUCUGGCGUCUGCAGAAGGGAGAGGAAGUAGGCGCGUUGUAGAUAAAGAUAAGUCAUGUUAUGUCUUGGAUAAGUAUCACAAGCCUUUUCACUGCAUUCAUAAAUCUUGCAAUGCUUCUUUUACAAGUCAGCGAGGCUUAGUUCGCCAUUACCAGCUUGUACAUCAGUAUAACAGGGAGUCUUUAUGCUUGGAAAAAGACAAGGAACUGAAAAAAAAGGAGACCAAUAAAUGCAGAAGGAUAUUUACUUGCAAGUACGAAGAAUGCAGAAAAAGCUUCAUUUGUGGUAAAGCAUUGUCCACACAUUACAAACAGUUUCAUGAUCAUGGUGAAAAUGAAGAGAAGGAGGUUGAUGGUUUUGACAAUGAAAACUUCUUGCAAUCUGAAACUGAUGAAGAUGAAGAAAAAUUUAGUGAGGAAAGUGAAAGUGACGAGUCUGAAAUCUACUGUGACGUUGAGGGCUGCACUGCUGUGUUCAAAGAUCAUACAAACUAUUCUCGACACAUUAUGACCCGUCACCGAAAAUACAACCUUUAUGAAAGUAGAAGAAAGCGUAAGAAAAAAGCCCAGGAAGUGGAUGAAAACUAUAUUGAGCCCAAGCACCACAAAAGUUUGUUUCAAAGGAAAUCUGUAAAGAUUCAAAAUAGUGCUGGAAAAAAAGAGGUGAUUGAAUUUAAAACCAGAAAAGAAGCAUUACAGAUGUGCUCCAAAAAUAUUGACUCGGCACAGUUUCCUUGUAUGCUCCAUGGCUGCUCUUCAGUUGUAAAGUUGGAAAGUAGUAUUAUUCGGCAUUACAAGCUUACACACCACCUAGGUACUGACUAUGUGGGCAAUCAUACCCAUGAACUGGUUUACUGCAUAAAAAACUUUUCUAAGGACACGGAAGAAUACAGUUCACCCGAAGAAGGUCCUAAAGGCAGCGAUCACAUUCAGGAUCAUAAAAUAACCAGAUUAAGUUUACGUAGUAGUAAUAUUGGCACAUCAAAUGAGAGUGACUCUUACAAUACUUCCAAUAGUGACCGCAGAAAAAAUGGCUCUGUGGAGAGAGACUUUUAUGGCACAUCACCACAUCAUAAUAAAAUCUCUAACGUUAAGGAAUCUGAGGUGAGGUCUCCUAACCGGAGAAAUGAUGAUAGAACUUCAAAAUCUAGUGGAAAAGAAAAUAUCUCCAGUUUCUAUACAGGGGACAAAGAGGUAAAUCAUGAAGGAGUUAAUCUCCAAGAUCCACCCGAAUCUGACUUGCUUGAUUCCAAAAAAUACAGUCCACAAGAGCAAGUACAAGCAGCCAUUGGACUAACGAACUUUAAGCCAAUGGGCUUUGAAUCCUCUUUUUUAAAGUUUCUGCAGGAAAAUCGAAAUUCAGACGAAGAUGACGACGAUGAAUCCGAGUCUGAUGAAUGGAAUUUUCCACAAAAAAGAAGACGCCAAAAUUCUGUACAGAGUCGAAAAAGAUCCUGCAAAGAUCGAAAUGAGCGUGAAAUAUGCUUGUCCUUGGGUAAAACUGCGUCUUCAGAACCUACGUUAGAAAAUUUAAGGACAAUGUUGGACAAAGCAUUGACAGAUUGUGGUGACUUAGCUUUAAAACAACUGCACCAGCUCUAUCAAAAACCUGUUGUUGUUCUGGAGCGAUCAGACUUCACAGCACCUCUAUUAGACUUGUUCUCUAGCAAAAAAACUGAUCAAUUGUGUGUGGGCAUUUCAUGAAAUAAGCCUGCUCUUAGCAUUUUGCCAGUAUUAAUUUUGAGAGACUUGAUUCAAGUAACACAGAAGACUUGCUCAUAAAUAUGAGGGGUUACCAUGUAGACAUUUUGUGCAAUUAGAUGUAACAUUUCAUGAAUGUACUUAUAUCUGUGUUCACAAUAUAUUUGGUUUAUCUUCCCAGCAGAAAACUGUACUUGGUGCUAGGUCAUCAGUAUAACGGGGCUUCCUUUGACAAUAAAUGUGCAUGAUUGUCUGGGAUUGUGGGAUUUAAAAGAUUUUCAUACUUGAAUGAAUAUGCACUUAAGAGUGCGCUAUGUAAUAUAUUGUACACUACGUCUUAUAUUUUUUGAGUUAUGUUUCAAUAAAUGACAAACUUUCACCCGUUUUGAUGGAGCAUUCCAACUUUUUAAAAUUAUAUUUUUUUACUAUGGCAUAAGGCUUUACUUUUAUUUUAUUUUUUGCAAGAUUUCACAAUUUUUUUUUUUUUUAAUUUUUAUCCUUUCUUAAAUGUUAAGUGAUUUAGAAAGGUCUGCAUUUUCUGCACUAAGUGUAGGUUUAGUAUGUCAUUUUUUAUUUUCAUAUUCUGUUUUAAGUAGAACAUUGAAGUAAUUUGACAGUUCUUUUGAUGCACUGCAGACAUUAAUAAAUAUGUUUUUUCAGAUAAUACAGUUUUAAAAUGUGAUUUUAUUUUUUACCCCUUGUAUUUGAAAUCUGUUGUAGCUUAAGAUGCAAGAUUCUUGUUAAUGCCAUUUCUACUUUUUUAGGUGUAGGCCAGUUUUGCUUGUGUAUAAAUCUAAAGUUGCAGGACUUCCCACAUUUACUAAUAAAAUGGUAGCGGGUUUGUUAGCACUGCUUAUGCUGGUUUGUGAAAAACAAAACACUGGAUGAAGAUAUGACUGAUGAUACUUUUCACUUGAUCAGUGUGUUUUAUCUAGGUUCUCUUUGAAUUGCACAAUAGGGCAUACAUUAUUGUUCCACAAUUAAAUGCAAUAU